AUGCCUUCAGGAUCCUGUUUUUGCCACAAACUCGAAUAUGAGUUUACGGGAGAGCCUCAGGGUGUGGCUAUGUGCCACUGCUUGUCCUGUAAAAAGAUCAGUGGUGGUACUCACACGGUCAACCUGUUGAUUCCCGAAGAUAAAGUUCAUGUCACCGUCGGUUCUCCCAAGCAAUGCACUCAAAUUCAUGAGAGUGGCAUGAAACUAACAGUCAACUUCUGUGGCAAUUGCGGAGGUGCUAUUUACAAAACAGCCGAUCGCGAGACUUUUGCUGGACUAGCUAUUGUCCAAAUGGGGACUAUUGACGAACCCGAUAUACUUAAGCAGGUAAGACCAGGGAUGGAACUGUACACGAAGUAUCGUGUUCCGUGGCUAUCUAGUCUGGAAGACACUAUUCAGAAACCCGAGUUUUAA
Penicillium riverlandense is the source of this 414-nucleotide messenger RNA. Its product is annotated as GFA family protein. Lineage: Eukaryota; Fungi; Ascomycota; Eurotiomycetes; Eurotiales; Aspergillaceae. The transcript is spliced from 2 exons. The record is from RefSeq and is a predicted model, not a curated record. Gene Ontology annotation, molecular function: carbon-sulfur lyase activity. The coding region runs from base 1 to 414 and encodes 137 amino acids.